GAACUUCAGGAGAUAGGCUCAGUUGUCUCUUUGUGCCCCCCGGGGGUAUCGUUUACAUCGCCUGAUAGAAUCUGACCUUACCUUAGACACGAUUUCGGUGUUGUGCGAGAGGUCUGUGAAUGCGCGAGUGAGCGAGACGUGUUAUUAACACGAAGCGAGUGCGGAGUCUCGAGCUGCAGUUCCUCCAUCCCGCGAGGGACGUGGUCAGCGACAGACGAAGCGAAUGGUGUGAAAGGCCCGAGAAACACAGACACGCCUGAGACGUACAGUACUACGGAGCGAGCGUGGAGCUCUAAUCUGCGGUUCCAUUUCUCGGCGACGAGAGCGGCCACAGCCGAGCGAAGCGUGUGACAAUAAUAAUGGGAAAUAAGCUGGGGAAGCAACAAAUAAAAUGCAGCCCCCCUAGGGUGUAUUUUAGCACACUGGAAAGACAUUGGGGGUCCCCCCAAUGGGGAGGGAGUGUGGAUAAAAAGACCCUCAUUAAAUACUGCACACAACGGUGGCCGCUGUAUGGAGAGAAAUGGCCACUGAAUGGGACCCUAAAUUAUAAUACCCUUUUACAACUCACCUUAUUUUUAAGGAGAGAGGGCAAAUGGGAUGAAAUAGUCUAUGAAGACAUAUUUUUCGUUCUCCGCGACCACCCUGAGAUGCAAAAGGAGUGCACUAUUAACUUAGCUCCCCAUGACCCUUUCGUGUUAACCCUGGAAAAGGAUAACUGUAAAGCGGGAGUGGGUAAAAUGAAGAGGUGUUGUUCGUCUUGUUCAAUAGGAUCAAGGUGCCUAAAGUAUAAAGAGGACGAGGACAGAAUGGAGGAUUCUGUAACCCCUAUAGGUGCGUGGGGAAGGGGGCAACAAGAGCAAGAACAGGCAGGGUCACCUCAUCCAUUAGAAGAACCCGAAGCGGCCCCUUUGAGCCCUCCCCCUUCACUCGAGAUCGAAAGAGGGAGAAAGAAAGAACCUGAUACUGAAAAACGAAGGCAUAGCUUCAGACACCCUUCUAGUUCACCUCCUAAAACCAGAGCACGAGACCUUAAGUCUAGGACUGCGUCGUUACGAGAACCAGUAAUUCAGGCACCUUUGAGAGAGGCUGUGGGACCAGCGGGUCCCAUAAAACUCAAGGUACCCCUCUCUAUCGGAGAUUUAGAUGCCUGGAAAUUAGUAGCUAAAGGAUAUCGGGGUGAUCCGGCGGGGGUAGCAAAACGAUUUAAGGCAUUUGUAAAAGCAUUAGAUGUAGAUUGGGAGGAUGUGGAUUUGAUGUUGGACACACUAACAGAUACAGAAAAAGAAUUAGUCCUUAAAACUGCUAGAGAUUACGGAAGAAACAAAAUAAGGGAUGGGGAGGAUAUAAAUGACUAAUUCCCACAGUCGAAACCUCGGUGGGAUUAUAAUGAUACAGACCAUUACCAACUUUUGCGACAAUAUCGGGAAUGGGUGGCAUUCGGGUUGGAAAAUGGGAUACCGAAAACAGUAAACUGGGGUUCUUUAUUUGCUAUUAAACAAAACCCUAUGGAAACCCCUUCUUAGUUCCUCGAUCGACUUUGGGAAGCAAUGCGGAAACGUACCACCUUGGAUCCGUCCGGAGACCAAGGGAAGAUGCAGCUAGUUUCCCUGUUCCUGGGGCAAUCCCUGGAUGAUAUCCGAAGCAAGCUCCAGAGACUGAAGGCUGAGGAACAGCGUGAUAGAGAAAAGUUAUUGGAAGAAGCUUGGCGCGUAUUUCGCAAUAGGAAUGGGAUUGAAAGACGGAAGCUAGGGAAACUCAUUUCUACCGCUACUAUAGCGGCCCUUAGAGAAGAAAGAGGGGGUGCGAAACCCUUUCCACCUCGAAAGAACUCACAGAAUCCACGCUUCCAAACCAGGUUGGGCAUUAACCAAUGUGCAGUACGCAAAAAGGAGGGACGCUGGAAACGAGAUUGCCCACAGAAAGGGAGAAAUGGAAGGGCAAUGGUUGCAGAACUAGAAGAAGGUUAGGGGAAACCGGAGGAUCAGUCCCCAGGGGAUCCUCUGCUUAUGAUGAAGCUGGGGAAUGGGUCACAUGGCAUUGAAUUUUUGGUGGAUACUGGAGCAACCUUUUCUGUGUUAAAUAUGCAAUUAGAAGAAAUAGACCCAGGAUGAUCUAUAAAUGUGGUCGGGGCAACAGGUCAACGACAGGAGGUAUCAUUCAUGAAGCCACUGUCCUUUAAAUUGGGUAAAUCUGUAGGCAUGCAUCAAUUUCUGCACAUGCCCCAAGCACCCAAAUCUCUCAUUGGGAGAGAUUUCUUAGAAAAACUACAAGCGGAAAUUAAAUUCACCCCUGAGGGAAUACAGUUAAAAGUAAAUGAGAAAGAACUAAUUGAAAUUUUGAGUUUAGCUUUACUUACAGAUAAAGAAUCAGAAGAGAUCCCAGACGAAAUUCUGAACCAGGUACAUCCUGGAGUCUGGGCAGGUGGAACCCCCGGGACAGCAAAGACAGCGCAACUGGUAACAGUCAAAUUAAAACCUGGAGUGCCGCCCAUAAGAAUUAAACAAUACCCUCUCAAAUUAGAGGAUCGCAAGGGAAUGAAAACAGUGAUCGAUAAUUUUUUGAAAUUGGGGUUAUUGAUAGAGUGUGAAUCAGAAUAUAACACUCCAAGAUUACCAAUGCAAAAGUCCGACGGUAAAAGCUAUAGAUUGGUACAAGACCUUAGAGCCAUCAAUAAAACAGUGGAAGAUCUCCACCCUGUGGUGGCCAACCCAUAUACACUCUUAACCAGACUUAAAAGAAGAAUAUGUGUGGUUUACUGUUUUAGGUUUGAAAUGACAUGCCUUCUACUGCCCACCCUUAGACCCUGACAGCCAGAAACUGUUUGCCUUCAAGUGGGAGGAUCCUGAAACAGGUAGAAAAUCACAAUUCACCUGGACGGUGCUCCCACAAGGGUUCAAGAACAGCCCUACCAUUUUUGGGAACCAAUUGGCCAAAGAUCUUGAAGGAUGGACGGCUCCCCCAGGAGAAGGGAUUCUUCUACAGUAUGUAGCUGACCUGAUGAUAGCAACGACCACCAAGGACUCUUGUUUAUCUUAUCUUGGACAGUAAGCCUUUUAAACUUUUUGGGACUAAGUGGGUAUAAGGUAUUAAAACAAAAGGCACAGAUUUUGCAACAAGAAGUAACAUAUCUCCGGUAUGAGAUAUCGGGGGGACAACGCAAACUAGGGAUGAAAAGGAAAAAGCCCAUCUAUAAUACCCCCCUACCACACACUGCCAAGGAACUGAGAACUUUCCUGGGAGUGACGGGCUGGUGUCGGCUGUGGAUACUUAAUUAUGGCAUCUUAGUCAAACCCCUCUAUCAGAUGAUAAAGGACAAUCCAAAACCUCUGAUAUGGACCAAGGAAGGUAAGCGGGCUUUUCAGACCUUGAAGGAAGAACUAUUAGGGACCCCAGCUCUGGGCCUGCCCGACAUCUCCAAGCUGUUCUUGCUUUUCUCACGUGAGAGGCAGGGGGUGGCUUUGGGAGUGCUGGCACAAAACGUUGGCCCCUAUAGAAGGGCUGUGGCUUACUUCUCAAAACAGCUGGAUGAAGUAAGUAAAGGAUGGCCGAGCUGUUUAAGCGCAGUAUCGGCCGUGGUUAUCAACAUUCAAGAAGCUCGUAAAUUCACCUUGGGUCAGAAAAUGACUGUGUUUGUAUCUAUCUCAUCUCAUACAGUAGCUGCUGUACUGGAACAGAAAGGGAGCCACUGGUUAUCAUCUCCCUCAAGGUUCCUCAAAUACCAAGCCAUCCUAGUGGAGCAGGAUGAUGUGGAGAUCCUCAACACUAACCUAAUCAAUCCUGCAGCAUUUCUGUCAUCAGACCAGGAGGAUUCAGAAACCCUCCACCACGACUGUCUGGAAGUGAUUGAAAGCACAUAUUCCAGCAGGCAUGACUUGAAAGAAGAACCCCUCCCCGAUGCCGAAUCCUGGUAUACAGGUGGUAGCAGUUUUGUGAAGAACGGAGAACGUAAGUCUGGAUAUGCAAUAACCGCUCGUGACUCUGUCAUAGAAUCAAAGCCAUUACCGCCUGGGACUUCAGCUCAAAAAGCAGAAAUUAUCGCAGUCAUCAGAGCAUUGCAGAAAGCUCGAGGAAAACGAAUCAACGUAUGGACAGAUUCUAAAUAUGCCUUCGAAGUGGUGCAUGCUCAUGGGGCAGUAUGGAAAGAAAGAGGAUUAUUAACCUCCCAAGGCAAGCAGAUAAAAUAUUCUAAGGAGAUCUUAGAGCUAUUAGAGGCCAUCAGACUACCCCAAGAGGUAGCCAUAAUGCACUGCAAAGGACACCAGAAAGGAGAAACAGAACAAGAAAGGGGAAACAGGUUGGCUGAUCAGGAGGCGAAAAGGGUGGCAGAACAAGGACAAGGUACGGUAACCAUACAACCCCUCAUUCCUGAAGAACUAAGGUGGCUCCAAAGCGUCAGGAGAAUCCUCCACUUGAGCAGAAAUGGACCUCCAAAUGUACUGGACCAGCAAAGCUGCAAUUUCGGAAAUCAUUAGUGUGAUCUUCUACGUCACAGCUGGACAGACAGACAACUGCAUCACCCAUCAAGAUCUAAAUGAUGUCCCUGACCCUGAAGACUGGACUAGGAAUGGGUACUCAGGUAACGUAGGUCUGGAUAUCACAGAUGAAAUAAGUAAGGUAUACACAGAUUUAAAAAUUGAUAGCCAAAUUAGGAGAGACUGGGGAAAUUCAGGACGAAUCCAAUCUUUUGUAAUACAAGAAAACAGUUCAGUUAGUAUGGCAUGUAAGUUUAAAGUGAAGCAGAAGUACCAAACCACUGUAGCGAUGGUUGGCAUUUAUAUAUACAAUUUGGAAGAGCCACAACAGUGUGUAUACUCGGCAGCAUGUGUGUUUUAUCAAGGUUACUGUCAGGCAGAGGUUCAACUUAAUGCUAGUUCAAUUAUUCUGUGCAUAGGAAUUAUACAUGAUGGAAGGAGAUUGACAAAAUCAUACCGACAAGUGACUCUAAUUUCAAAUAGAUAUGACCACCACAUAUAUAAUAUAGAAUCAAGCACUCUCCUCAAUCCUCCCCCCGCCUCUGAUAGUUAAACAUUCAAGAGAAGAGGAGGAUGAGAUCCCUUGUCACAGAGGGGAAUGUGUGAACGCUCCUGAUAGACGGUGUAUACCUGGAAACCAACCUGACGACAUAUCAAUAAGGAGCUCAGAUAGAUGGGAGGAACUAACUUGGUUAGGCUUAACUGACACUACUUCAAAUUUCACGGGCCUUACGGAUUGUUAUGCAGAAGGGAUAAAUCAAAGUGAGAUAGAAAUUACCUGUAAGAACAAUUCGUCCUAUUUGCUUGUAAAUGAUGGAAGGAGUAUCAUGGCGAUUGUAAAAUGUACAAGGCUAAAUUGUAAAUUUAGCAGACAACUUAACCACUUAUUACAAGUCAUAUGCAUAAGGAAUAACACUGUAUUUGAUUAUUGGGUAGUAGUACAAACGUUAUCUACCACCCCAAAACCAACCACUACGGUUACUGCACCCAGUCCAACCACCAUCCCUCUGUUUGAACCAGCUAACUGGGCUAUAAAAUACCACAACCUCUCAUUCGCAGGUCCUUAUGAGGUGAGACAAUCCAACGAGCAGAAAUUAUUUCUGGAUCCCACAUAUUCUUUAAAGAAGGUACAGGUGAAAGUGCAAGCUGAUAUAUAUCUCAGAUAAAAUCAGAAUGCUUACCUUUCGUCUCACAAAGUCUUAAAGGAUGGAAAGCAUGGUUACAUUCCAGAGCUCACCACUCGAGGAAACAGAAGGAUUUAACAGGAUGGUUUGGGUCUGGGUUAGGAGUUUUAAACUCCAUUGAUCAAGAGGUACUGAUUAAUAAAUUAAGUACAGUCACCUCUGAUUUGGGAAAGCUUGAGGUACCAUUAAGGUCAUCCCUAAUUACUCUAGCUGAAUCUCAGCGAUUAACUGCUGACCUCAUCUCCUUACUAUCCAACCAUACUAGCAAGGAUUUCCAAGCAGUAGCAACUUCCGUAGAAGGACUACAAGGAAAUGUCUCUAUUGCCAUUCAACGUGUGCAGACCCAGCUUUGGAUACAAUCUGUGGUUUCUGAUAUAAUCAGGGAAGGGAUGUCAGGAAACUUACCACAAGAAAUUAGAGAAAUUAUCGCUAAGAUUGAUACUACCACCUCAUUCGAAUUAAAACAUCAGGCUUGGUGGCAACUAGUUAAUUUCACCUACGAUGACACGAAGGAACAAAUUGAAGCCUAUGUAUUCACAAUUCAAAAGGCAGAGGUGUGGGAUAUUUUCCCUAUUUUAGCAUUAGGGGCAAUCCAUCAAGAUGUAGUAGUCAGACCAAUAGGACACAAUGUUUGGGCAAAAUAUAGCAAUAAUACAGGGAAACGGCAGACUAUUAGUACUGAAGCCUGCAUCCCAAAGGAACAACUAGGAUAUCUUUGUGAAAAUGCGGUAAUUGAAAACAAAGAUCUGUGCUUAGAGACAGAGGACAGUACAUGUACUUUUGGGUUGCUUCCCUCGGGACAUGCUCAAUCACAUGUAGGGAAAGCGUGUGCCUGUAUAAGGACUAGUUGUGCUAAUGUUAGUAUUGAUACUUGUGAAGAAGAAACAAAUGGAACUAACUUUUGUGUUUGUAAUUUUACCAAAAUACGAGGUUGUGAUUUUAACUAUUCUGUUCCUAUAACCACCUCUCAGUUGAUCUCUGACAGUUAGAUGCUGUACAAGGAUGUACCUAAACUACAGAUCGGAAUGGACAUUAAGGUCCUUAAGAAAAUGCUUCCCCACCCAGACACUGAACCACUGUUAAAGAAGGUGAAAGAAACUUCUAAUCGAACAUUAUGGCAAGUCCAGCACGAUACUCUGGAAAUAAAGAACAUCAUCACAACCAUCGAGAAAACCAGGGAACAUCACUGGUGGGACAUUUUUCUAAACACAUCAUUAAAAUCUCUGACCGCU
Molecule: messenger RNA, 6888 nt
Organism: Aquila chrysaetos chrysaetos
Lineage: Eukaryota; Metazoa; Chordata; Aves; Accipitriformes; Accipitridae
Exons: 3
Coding region: 3168-4472 (434 amino acids)
Biological process (GO): DNA integration
Molecular function (GO): nucleic acid binding; RNA-DNA hybrid ribonuclease activity
Source: RefSeq, a predicted model, not a curated record